This is a messenger RNA of Staurois parvus, 618 nucleotides long. The record is from the annotation of a GenBank genome assembly. NCBI's taxonomy places the organism in Eukaryota, Metazoa, Chordata, Amphibia, Anura, Ranidae.
GUGUGCUUCUUCCCCACAUGAGAGCUGGGAUGUCCAGCAACAUUCAUCUAGAAGACAUUUCCCGCACUCAAGGCACUAAUACACCUCCAGGGUUGCAUGGGACCCCUGAUGUACAGGAAGACAGGACUUCAGUGAGGAACAUUUCCCUCACUCAGGAGAGGAAAGUGGCUUCUCCCCUGUGUGAGUUCUUUGAUGUCUGUAAAGUCUGGCCUUCUCUGAAAAAGAUUUCCCACACUCAGGACAGGAAUAUGGCUUCUCCCCCGUGUGAGAUCUCUGAUGUGUGUAAAGAUGGACUUCUCUGAAAAACAUUUCCCACACUCAGGACAGGAAUAUGGCUUUCUCUCCUGUGUGUGACAUCUCUGAUGUGUGUAAAGAUUGGACUUAUCAGAAAAAGAUUUCCCGCACUCAGGACAGGAAUACGGCUUCUCCCCCGUGUGAGAUCUCUGAUGUAUGGAAAGAUGAGACUUGCAUGAAAAAACAUUUCUCGCACUCAGGACAGGAAAACAGCUUCUUCCCCCUGUGUGAGAUAUUUUAUGUACAUUAAGAUGGGAUUUAUAACAGGAACAUUUCCCGCACUCAGUACAGGAGAAGCUCUUCCCUUUUAUGAUAUUUCUGAUG